AUGCCUCAGUUUUCCACAAAUAUCAUCAAUCGCUUUGCGGCUGAAGAAGAAGCGACGAAGACGGAUUGGCAUUUUGUGCAACAUGAAAUUCAAGGGGAGUCUGCUGCUGUUGCCAUUGACUCUUGUUCUUUCUGUCGCUUGGAUGCUCGUGUAAUGUUUGUUGGUUUGCAGAUUGCUGAAGACCCCAAAACAUGCCCAGCCAAUCGCGAGGUCAAGUGUGAUGGCGAUGGCUGGGAAGGGGAAUUCUUCCCUGGCAUCUCAAAAAUUAAGUAUGAGGGCCCAUCUAGCAAGAAUCCACUUUCAUUUAAGUGGUACAAUGCUGAGGAGGAGAUUCUUGGGAAGAAAAUGAAGGAUUGGUUUCGGUUUAGUGUAGCCUUUUGGCAUACAUUUCGAGGGACUGGUGCUGAUCCUUUUGGCGCCCCAACAAAAUCAUGGCCAUGGGAGGAUGGUACAAACUCAUUAGAGAUGGCCAAAAGGAGAAUGAGAGCACACUUUGAGUUCUCAGAGAAGCUUGGUGUUGACAAAUGGUGUUUCCAUGAUAAAGAUAUUGCUCCAGAUGGUAAAACGUUGACAGAAACAAAUGCAAACUUGGAUGCAGUGGUAGCUCUUGCAAAAGAACUCCAGGAGAGGACAAAAAUCACACCAUUGUGGGGCACAGCACAACUCUUCUUGCAUCCUCGCUAUAUGCAUGGAGCUGCUACAAGCUCAGAAGUUGGGGUUUAUGCUUAUGCAGCUGCUCAAGUCAAGAAGGCAAUGGAGGUAACACACUACUUAGGAGGAGAGAACUACGUAUUUUGGGGUGGACGUGAAGGUUAUCAGACUCUUCUCAACACUGAUAUGGGGAGAGAGCUUGAUCACUUGGCAAGUUUUCUUCAAGCUGCUGUCAAUUAUAAAAAGAAGAUAGGAUUUAAUGGAACAUUGCUGAUAGAACCAAAACCUCAAGAACCUACCAAGCAUCAGUAUGAUUGGGAUGCUGCAACUGCCUUUGCUUUCCUUCAAAAAUAUGGCCUUUCAGGGGAGUUCAAGUUGAAUAUUGAAUGUAACCAUGCCACUUUAUCUGGUCAUAGCUGUCACCAUGAGCUUGAAACUGCAAGAAUAAAUGGAUUGCUCGGAAAUAUUGAUGCAAAUACUGGUGAUCCGCAGAUUGGUUGGGACACUGAUCAGUUUCUCACGGAUAUUGGAGAGGCAACCCUUGUUAUGCUCAGUGUUGUGAGAAAUGGAGGGCUUGCACCUGGUGGAUUUAACUUCGAUGCAAAAUUGAGGAGAGAGAGCACUGAUGUCGAGGACUUAUUCAUAGCUCAUAUUUCUGGAAUGGACACGCUUGCUCGAGGGCUUCGAAAUGUAGCCAAACUAAUCGAGGAUGGUUCUCUCGCUGAGCUUGUUCGCAAACGCUACCAAAGCUUUGACACCGAACUCGGGGCUUUGAUCGAGUCUGGUAAGGCAGAUUUUGAAACACUUGAAAAGAAGGCAAUUGAAUGGGGUGAACCAUCUGUUGCCUCUGGGAAACAGGAACUCUCGGAGAUGAUAUUCCAAUCCGUGUUAUAG
This is a messenger RNA of Zingiber officinale, 1545 nucleotides long. RefSeq names its product xylose isomerase-like. The transcript has 21 exons. Gene Ontology annotation, biological process: carbohydrate metabolic process. Lineage: Eukaryota; Viridiplantae; Streptophyta; Magnoliopsida; Zingiberales; Zingiberaceae. Gene Ontology annotation, molecular function: xylose isomerase activity. The coding region runs from base 1 to 1545 and encodes 514 amino acids. The record is from RefSeq and is a predicted model, not a curated record.